UCGUCAGGACACAUUGAGAACCACAAGGGACAGCACCUUAGGACCUUACACUUAACAGAGCUGGGAAAGCUACAGCUGGGAGUCUCUGGUGGGUAAUGAAGGAGGUGUACAGCAGUUUGAGAAGAGUCUUCCAAGCUCUUGUGAGGAGAAAUAAGCAGCUCCUCUAAAGAAGAUCAGCAAGUCUGUUGGGAUCAAGAAGUGAGGAAAACCAUCAAGCCUUACAGCAAGGAUAUUUUUGUACAGUUUACCUGUACCCUAACUAAAAAGAGGAAUGGCCUGUAACAGAAACUGUGGGCUCCUCACUGGGGCCAUCAUCGGUGGUGUACUGGCCAUCUUUGGAGGAGUUCUAAUACCAGUUGGAGAUCAUCUUAUAAGCAAAGCAGUAAAAAAGGAAGCUGUCAUUGUCAAUGGUUCCGCUGCUUAUCAAAAUUGGCUUGUGCCAGGAAGCUCAGUUUACAGGGAAUUUUGGAUUUUCCAUGUGUUAAAUCCUUCAGAGGUUAUCAAUGGGUCUAAACCAAAAUUUGAACAAAGAGGACCUUACACAUACAGGGUGCGAUAUUUACCCAAAGAAAAUGUCAUGGAAGGUCAGAAUGGCACAAUAUCCUACAUGUUGCCUAAUAUUGCUGAUUUUGUACCUGAUAUGUCUGUUGGGACAGAAAAUGACAACGUAACCGUCCUCAAUCUUGCUGUUGCAGCUGUACCUGCCUUGUACCCAGGUGGUUUUAUGCAAUCAAUAAUAAACACUUGGAUUCCUCCCAACACAACCAUACUGCAGAACAGAACCAUCAAAGAAAUACUGUGGGGAUACGAAGACCCUUUCUUAAAAAGUAUCCCCUUCCCUGGAGUGAAAGCAACUGUGGGAGUCUUCUACCCAUAUAAUGGGACAAGUGAUGGACCUUACAAUGUGUAUACUGGGACAGAAGAUAUUACAAAAACAGCAAUAAUUGAAAGCUAUAAAAAUAAAAGGACUCUUUCAUACUGGGAAGGUCACUGUGAUAUGGUUAAUGGCACAGAUGGAGCAUCCUUCCCACCAUUUGUUAAGAAGAAUCAGGUACUUCGCUUCUUCUCCUCUGAUAUUUGCAGAUCAAUCUAUGGAGUUUUCUCCGAGAAGCAGGUUGUGAAGGGAAUCACACUGUAUCGUUUCAUAGUUCCUCGUGAAGCAUUUGCAUCACCAACUGAAGUUGGAGACAAUUAUUGCUUCUGCACGGAUCGAGAAAUAUCAGAGAACUGCACAUUAGCUGGAGUCCUGGACAUCAGUGCCUGCAAAGCAAAAAGACCGGUAUAUAUCUCUCUUCCUCAUUUUCUUCAUGCAAGCAAAUCUAUAUUGGAUAAUGUGGAAGGCCUGAGCCCAAAUGAAAAGGAGCAUGAGACAUAUCUAGACAUAGAGCCUGUGACUGGUUUUACACUACGAUUUGCAAAAAGGCUGCAAGUAAACCUCCUUGUGAGGCCUUCAAAAAUUAAGCCUUUAAAAAAUAUUAAAAAACCCUAUGUGUUCCCUCUUCUUUGGCUAAAUGAGUCUGCUGUUAUUGGGGAUGAGAAAGCAGAAAUGUUCAGAACGAAAAUCUCCGGUCGGCUCCAGAUGCUGAGCAUGCUGCAGAUGGCAUUAAUCAUUGGAGGCUCUGUGCUGUUCCUGGCGUUCAUGGGAUCCUUCUUCAUAUGCAGGUCAAAGAAAUUAAAAUAAGUGAAAAGACUUCAGAAGCAGUCAAUGUUUAAUUGAAAUUUCAGCUAAGCAGCUUGUUAAAAUUCAGAGACAAAAGGUAUGAUUCAAGACACAUUUAAUCCAUGUGCUGUGGAAUUCAACAUGUUUUUCCAUUUUGAGAAGACCAGUUUACUAACCCAAAUAAGCUGAAGUUUUUGAAGAUCCACAAUUCUGACAUCACUAAAUAAGCCACUGUGGAAACUACACUAUCAAAAGACUUUGAAACUUUUUACACAUUUUAAAUUGCAUUCAAGCAGACUGAAGUGGAGGUGCAGUUGGAUUUUAGUCCACCUUCUGCCGUUAUGCAACUUGCUACUCAUUUUCUUCUGGAUUUGCAAGAAAAAUGAAAGCCGCUUGCUGAUGUUCCAUCUCUGAGCACAGACUGGGAAUGAAAACAAUUUGGAACUCAUGCUGUGCUCUAGAUGCUCUCAUUGCAAUAUUUCUCUCUGUUCCUUCAAGGAAUGGAAGCUGCUGCAAUAGAACUGCUCUCUGUCCUCUAUUCAGGGAUGUGAAUUGCAUUGAAUGUGAAGUUUAUUAUGUAAAGUUACUAACUGUAAUACAUGAAGUUUAUAAAAAACUUACUAAAAUAUGUGGUUCAUACAUUUUAUAUGGAGAUGGCUCAUAGAUACACCACAGUCAUCCAUAUGUUGAUGGAGCUCAUUGACAUGUCUCCACAUGCUGUUUAUUAAUCUGGACCACUCCCUAACUUCCAACCUGCUCCACUGCUCUUCCUGUUGCCUCCUGUAAGCUUUUAUAUCUGCCUCUUGUUUGAACACCAGCCUCUGCAGAGCACUAAGCCCACUUGGCCCACUUCUCCCUUGGAAAAUGAUCUGUCACGUGACAGGCCAAGAGAAAAUAUUCCAAAAUGCUUCAGAGACAGGAAAGACUGAGAUAAUGAUUUUGAUCAAACAUCAGAGGGUUCCACUUGCUAUAGAAGCACACAAAUGAAAACAGGUAGCACCAAUUACUUACUGAUAAACCAUCUGCCACAAGGAAAUUUGCGAAACCAUUUGUUUAAUGAGGUGUAUCAGCCUGUAGACAGGUAGCAAACACUGACAUCUCCAUAAAUCAUUGACGUUUUCAAUUUAUCUGAAUGCUGUAUUUUAUUCUGAGAGUAAAUGGGGCAAAUAUGGAGUGUUACGAAGUCUCUUUCCAUGGAUUCAAUAAAUUCAGAUCAAGAGCCUAAGUUCAGCAUUUUCUGAGAUUUCUUUUCAAAUCUUUUAUCCCCUUAUUUAAGAUAAGAAAAGAAAAGAAAAGAAAAGAAAAAGGGAAAUCAAACAUUUCCCUUGAGAGGUCAGCCUCUCAUAUCCUGCUGUUUGGAAACAAUGCUACAGUGGACUUUAAGCAAGAAAGGUUUGUCUUGCUAUUAAAGGACAAUGUCUUUGGCUGGGUAGUGUAAGGUGUUCUUACCUUUGGAAAUAACGGGAAAAUCCAACUGAUUAUAAUUCUGGUGUUUUAUUCCAUUGUUCCUUAUGGACAAAGUCUUACAGCAAUCAGUAGAGCUGAUGAGUCACAGAAAUCCCAAGAUACUAUUCUUGAAGGUGAGGUACAUGGCUGCACUCUCCUUUCAGCUGUGAGCUGGAGCUGCCAGCUGCCAGGGCAGCUGGUGUGACACUCGAGGGGAGGGCUGCUCUCAGCCUGUGUAUUUGACUACUCAUGCUGCUGGCUAGUCAAUGAAGAACACCUUUCUCUCACAUCCUCAUUAUUGCUGGUGUCAUAUGUGAUGCUCUGUUCCCAUAUUAGUCUGGGGAUAAUUUGACACAACUGAAGCCAUCCCUAGAGUCCUAUUGACUGCUCAAAAAUUGUGGGGACAGCUAAAGUAAUUCAGCCACAUCUCUGAGAUAAACACAGCUCUGCUGUGGUUCAAGAUCUGACAGCAACUUUUUAUAAUAAAAUGUCCUUUGUGUCAGGAUCUAACAUGAAAGGAACAACUGCAGUGCUCCUGUAGCUUUUGAUAUGCUAAUAUUUCAGCUUCAUUUUAUUUCACUUCAAGUGCAUUGUCAGUUAGUGUUUGCUUUACCAGUGUUCUUUAGUGCUAUGUGGUGCUCCAGCAGCAGUGAUCCAGCAAGUCAGGCCAUGAUUUUAAAUGUCUCAGGGCCAAAUUUUAUAUGGACAAUUUUAUAUAGAACUAUGUUUGUCCAUAUGCAUAAUCUCAUUGAUUUCAAUGCAGGUUUGGAUUUUAAACUAUGUCCAACACCUAGACUGCACUUGAAUUGUAAUUUGUAGUUCUUUAUCCAAAGCAUCAGUUACAGUUAUUGUUAAUUUAUGAUACUAAGGCUAAUGUUAAGUAUUUACAUUUGUUCACACAGUGCAGGGUAAACUGUCAUUAGAAACAUUAAUGAAAAUACAAAUAAAAUAAAGCUCAAAUAUUUUUUUUUCUGAUAUCCUUAUGUUUAAUUGUAAAUAAAAACUUCUGUGUUGAAUAAUGAA
Molecule: messenger RNA, 4129 nt
Organism: Poecile atricapillus (Black-capped chickadee)
Lineage: Eukaryota; Metazoa; Chordata; Aves; Passeriformes; Paridae
Product: platelet glycoprotein 4-like
Exons: 14
Coding region: 272-1681 (469 amino acids)
Biological process (GO): amyloid-beta clearance by cellular catabolic process; lipid storage; long-chain fatty acid import into cell
Cellular component (GO): caveola; cell surface; cytoplasm
Molecular function (GO): scavenger receptor activity; low-density lipoprotein particle receptor activity; low-density lipoprotein particle binding
Source: RefSeq, a predicted model, not a curated record